AUUUACAGAACCGUUUCAGAUUGGAGUUAUACCAGUUAUAAAAUAACUUAUCCAUCUGUCAUAUAUAGGCACCAAAAGACAACCCUACUUUUCAAAUAAAAAUCCUUUUAGCUUUUAUAUAUUAUAGUUUAUGACGAAUCUGGGGCUUUUGUAUUUCUGAAUCAACUGAAGUGUUGUUUUGGCAAAAGCCCUAGAUUUUAUCGAAGAAGGAGAAUUCAAUGGCAAGCGUAAUGAGGAGUUGUCUUCAAUCACUUUUGAAGAUUGUGAAUUCACUAAUAGGAAUGGCUGGAUUAGCUUUGAUUAUAUAUGCUUUGUGGUUAUUUAGGGUUUGGCAAAAACACGCGGAUCAUUGGGAUUCUGAUUUUCCAGUUCCUUGGUUUAUCUAUGCUUCCUUUGGCUUGGGAGUCAUCUUGUGCGUGAUAACAUGCUCUGGUCAUAUUGCUGCAGAGACUGCAAAUGGACAUUGCCUUUCCUGUUACAUGGUAUUUCUCUUUUUUCUUGUACUGCUGGAGGCUGCAGUGACCGCAGAUGUGUUUUUGAAUCAUCACUGGGAAGAGGAUUUCCCUGAGGAUCCUACGGGGAGCUUCGAUAGUUUCAAGCAUUUUGUGAGCUCAAACUUUGAUAUCUGCAAAUGGAUAGGCAUUUCAGUUGUAGCUGCUCAGGGGUUAUCAAUCUUAUUGUCCAUGAUUCUCAGAGCUCUGGGCCCAGACCAAGGAGGAUUUUAUGAUAGUGAUGAUGAUUAUACUCCGGCAAGGCUUCCUCUCUUGAAGAAUCCCACUCACCCCCCUGCAUAUGUUGUUGCCGACCCUCGUUUUGCUCCCAAAAGUGAUUCGUGGAAUGCAAGAAUUCAAGACAAGUAACUGUGGUGGCAUUAAAGGGGAACAUAAUUCCAAAAUGGACAGGAUUAAACAACUAUCACGGCGAGAUACAGUGCUCGUUCAAAAGACUGUCAUCUCGACCAACUAAGCAUAUUUUGUAAUGGAGGGGGUUCUCUGAUGGCAUCACAUGUUUACUAUAAAAAUUGUAUAUAUGGAUAGAAUAGCGAGUAUUUACUGUUUUAUGUAUGAGAAAACAUUAGCUGUUUCCUUUACCGUAUAAAAUGACACAUACUUUUUACUCAAUUCUGGAUCAUUAUGAUUAUGUUGG
Molecule: messenger RNA, 1146 nt
Organism: Papaver somniferum (opium poppy)
Lineage: Eukaryota; Viridiplantae; Streptophyta; Magnoliopsida; Ranunculales; Papaveraceae
Product: tetraspanin-19
Exons: 6
Coding region: 219-860 (213 amino acids)
Cellular component (GO): membrane
Source: RefSeq, a predicted model, not a curated record